This is a messenger RNA of [Candida] anglica, 978 nucleotides long. NCBI's taxonomy places the organism in Eukaryota, Fungi, Ascomycota, Pichiomycetes, Serinales, Debaryomycetaceae. The record is from the annotation of a GenBank genome assembly.
AUGCAACCUACACUCGCUCUCAGCUCCCUUCUCUUGGUAGCCUCGGCUUCCGCCAAGAACAUCCUUCUUACCAAUGACGACUCCUGGGUGUCCACCAACAUCAGAGCCACCUACAGAGACUUGACUCUGGCCGGCCACAACGUUGUCUUGGUGGCCCCUGUGUCGCAGAGAUCUGGUUGGGGUGGGAAGUUUGACGUUCCUUACUCUAAGACGUUACAGACUGACGGGGAGUUUGGCUACGUCAAGGCCGGUGCCCCCUCUUGGGGCCAUGAAGACAAUGACAAGAACAUCUGGUACUUCAAUGGGACCCCAGCUUCUUGUGUUGCCUUUGCCUUGAACUACGUUUCCCCCAAAUUCUUCAACAAUGUCACCUUUGACCUUGUCGUUGCUGGCCCCAACGAGGGAACAAACAUGUCUCCUGGAUUCUUCACCGGGUCAGGAACUGACGGGGCCACCUACAAUGCUGCCUACAGAGGACUCCCAGCCAUUGCCUUCUCCGGCUCCAAUGGGAACAACUCCUUCUUCAAGGACUCCCUUGAUGAAGACCCCUUGGAACCUUCCAACAUCUACUCGAAGAAGGUGGUCCAAUUUGUCGACCAGCUCUUCACCGCCCAGGGAAACAACCCUCGUACCAUGCCUCUCCAAACCCUCUACAACGUCAACCUCCCACCCGUGGGCUACCAGUCCAAGAACGAGGCGUGCACGGACCCAGAGUGGGUGUUCACCAGAUUGACCGGCCAGGACGCCGCUUCCAUGGACUUGGUCUGGAACGAAACCUCACAAAUGCCCGUCUGGCACUCAACCCCGUUCGCCGCCUUGUCCGCCUGCAACAACGGAGACUGUUCCUUGCCCUCUGAGACCUGGGUCAUCAACCAGAACAACUGUAAGUCCUCGGUUUCCGUGGGCUCCGUCGACUACGAUGCCAACAUCCAGCUCACCAACGAGGCCAAGGCCUUGUUGGGACCAUUGCUCCUCUAG